Molecule: messenger RNA, 6776 nt
Organism: Seriola dumerili (greater amberjack)
Lineage: Eukaryota; Metazoa; Chordata; Actinopteri; Carangiformes; Carangidae
Gene: tnk2b
Product: activated CDC42 kinase 1-like
Exons: 18
Coding region: 401-3922 (1173 amino acids)
Biological process (GO): signal transduction; protein phosphorylation; negative regulation of epidermal growth factor receptor signaling pathway
Cellular component (GO): extrinsic component of cytoplasmic side of plasma membrane
Molecular function (GO): protein binding; protein tyrosine kinase activity; protein serine/threonine/tyrosine kinase activity
Source: RefSeq, a predicted model, not a curated record
GACAGGUCUGGCUGUGCAGGGGAGCCACUCAACACGGACCGGUGCAAACUUCAUUUAGUGUCAACUUCAUUCCCGCCACGGCCGAGGCCCUUUAAAUCGUUAGAGAUGCCAGGACUUGUGAACUUGUAGCCGGGUUACUGGAGUGCAAAAAACACACCGGAACAGAAGGUGACAACAAGUGACAGCAGCUGAGAUUGACAGGCAGCUCCUGCAACAUACUCCUGUGUUUGUGUUGGUCGAUGGAUGGAGAUGAAAUCAUGUGAGGGUGUGCUAAUCUCACAGUGCCAUGGACUUGGGGCCUCAUCUGCACGUUGUUGGCCUUCUGUCAUCAACCUGAGGGGAGCAUCUACAGUGUCAGAGCUGACGCUGGACUCAGACCAGGAAAGAGAACCAGGUUUCUAUGGAUCAGAUAUUGCAGAAACUGGGCAGUAGCAUGCAGUCUGAGGAAGGCACAGAAUGGCUGCUGGAGCUGCUGAUGGAGGUGCAGUUGCAGCAGUACUUCCUGCGGAUCCGAGAUGACCUUAACGUUACGCGGCUGUCACAUUUCGACUAUGUAAAGAACGAAGACCUAGAGAAGAUCGGCAUGGGUCGACCUGGGCAGAGACGACUGUGGGAAGCUGUGAAAAGGAGGAAAGCCAUGUGCAAGCGCAAGUCCUGGAUGAGCAAGGUGUUUAGCGGUAAGCGCCCAGAUGGAGGAGACUUCCCCCAGCAGGGCCAGCCGGCCUCCUCCUUUCGAAAGCUGUCCCCCACACCUCCUCUGGGCCUGGGGGAGGGAGUCCUGGCUGCACAGCCCGGUGGUGGUGCUCCCCUUGAUGGGCAGCAGCAAGCCUUGACUUGCCUCAUCCCUGAGAAGGACUUGACGUUGUUUGAGAAGCUUGGAGAUGGCUCCUUUGGCGUCGUGAAGAGAGGAGAGUGGCUGACACCUGCGGGGAAGGUGCUGAACGUAGCUGUGAAGUGUCUGAAGACAGAUGUGCUCAGCCAGCCCGACGCUCUGGAGGAUUUCAUCUGUGAGGUCAACGCCAUGCACUCCCUGGACCACCAGAACCUCAUUCGCCUCUACGGUGUGGUGCUCACACACCCAAUGAAGAUGGUGACGGAGCUGGCUCCUCUGGGUUCUCUGCUGGAGCGCUUGCGAUGUGUUCGUCCACAGGGUCCAGUGUUGAUCCACACUCUGUGUCAGUAUGCUGUACAGGUGGCCUGUGGCAUGGCCUACCUGGAGCAGAGGAGGUUCAUCCACAGGGAUCUGGCAGCUAGGAACAUCCUGUUGGCCUCAGCUCACAGAGUGAAGAUCGGUGACUUUGGGCUGAUGAGGGCGCUGCCGAACAACCACGAGCACUAUGUCAUGCAGGAGCAUCGCAAAGUCCCCUUUGCAUGGUGCGCCCCAGAGAGCCUGAAGACCAGAACCUUCUCCCAUGCUACAGAUACAUGGAUGUUUGGAGUCACUCUCUGGGAGAUGUUCACACAUGGUCAGGAGCCUUGGCUGGGUCUCAAUGGGAGUCAGAUUCUGCACAAGAUUGAUAAAGAAUGUGAAAGACUCCCGAAGCCAGAGGACUGUCCGCAGGAUAUCUAUAAUGUGAUGCUGCAGUGUUGGGCACAAAAACCAGAUGACAGACCUACUUUUGUCGCCCUGAGAGAGUUCCUGCUGGAGACCAUGCCCACAGACAUGUGUGCUCUGCAGGACUUUGACGAGGCUGACAAGCUGCAGAUCCAGAUCAAUGAUGUCAUCACCAUCAUAGAGGGAAGGGCAGAGAACUACUGGUGGCGAGGUCAAAACAAGCGAACUCUUAAGGUCGGACAGUUCCCUAGAAACGUGGUGACAUCAGUAGCGGGUUUGUCAGCUCAUGACAUCAGCCGGCCGCUCAAGAACAGCUUCAUCCACACAGGACACGGAGACAGCAACCCCCAUCGCUGCUGGGGCUUCCCUGACAGGAUUGACGAUUUGUACCUCGGGAAUCCCAUGGAUCCUCCUGAUGUUCUGGGUGUCGACCUCAGUGCCACUCGGCCCACGCAGCUGCCAGGACGAGCUAAGAAGCCUUGCUACGAUCCAGUGAACGAGGACGAGGAUCUGACCUCAGCAGGACUUAAGAGAUUAUCACUUCGGAAAACGGGUUCCGUCAAAGGCUUAAAACUUAAACCAGCUGCGUGGGUCUCUGCUUCCAAACAGGGGAGUAGCCGGACUUCAGGCUCAGGCUACAACCCCAACAGUGAAGUGUCCCUCAUUGACUUUGGGGAGGAGUUCCCCCCACCCACGCCCUCCCCCUCCCCCGUUGUUGAAAUUCAGAUCCCCUCGCUGGCGAAGCUGGCUUUGGAAGCAGAGAACAUCCUGGACCGGACUCCUCCUCAGAGUCCAUCCAGAUCGCUGCCCCGUCCCCUUCACCCCACACCAGUGGUGGACUGGGAUGCACGACCAUUACCCCCACCCCCAGCCUACGAUGAUGUAGCCCAAGAUGAAGAUGAUAUGGAGGUGAGCUCCAUCAACAGCUCAGAGCAGCAGCAUGAAGAUGAGCAGAGUGAGGUCUGUAACCCAGACGAGGCUGACGAGGCUCUCUCCUCUGGACACAAGGUGCAGGUUGAGGCUCUUGUCUCCAGGGGUCCAGACAGACCAGGCCUGGAGGAUAACCUCUUUCUUCCCAGCAAGCAGGGCCACUGCCUGUCCACAUCUUUCUCCCAGUCUGCAGAGAUCUUCCAAGAACUCCAGCAAGAGUGCAUGAGGAGGCUCAACGUACCGACGGUGAGCGCUGCUCCGUCAAGCUCGCCAUCCCAAACCUCAUCUUCGUUUCCUCAGACCCUUCAGACCCAGGAGCAGAAUGUCCUCUGCUCCAAUGAAGACAAACCCCAGAUCCCCCCACGUGUCCCCAUCCCCCCUCGCCCUAUAAAAAGGGGCGACUACACAUCUGCUCGCUGGUCAAGGGAUCUCUCUCUGUCCCCGACGCCUGCAGACACCACAGAGGAUGUUUCAGGCCCAGACCAGAACCGACCACCUCAGAUCCCUCCAAGGGAUCCUUUGUCCCAGUCAGACUCCAGGACUCCUAGCCCCAUGGGCCUGGUAGUGGGCUCCCCUCAGCAGAGAGUCUACUCUGUCAGCCCCACCACCAUGCAGGCCCCCCUUACCUCCUGCCCCCCCACACACACCUACGGCUCCUACCUCUCCACCUCUCCAGGUAAACUCAUGCCUACCACACACAGCUUUGCCUCAGAUCCUAAAUAUGCUGCACCCAAAGUGAUCCAGGCCCAGGGGCAGGGAAAGGACCCCACCAGUAAGGGCCCCUGUAUCCUCCCCAUUGUACGCGAUGGACGUAAAGUCAGUAAUACCCACUAUUACCUUCUGCCGGAGAGACCGCCAUACCUUGACCGAUACGACCGCUUCUUCAGGGAGGCAGAGAGUCUUCCUGCCAGCAGUGUGGAGGAGAGGCAUGUACGGCAAGCUAACACCGCCACCGUCAGACCAAUGGUGGUCAGCAGCCAGACUGUCCAGGGACAUGCCCAAGGACAGGGUCUCGUCCAUCCGGGCGAGCUGAAGGCUAAUUUCUCCUCCAACAAUAACAGCAGUCUGGGUGGACCACGGUCAGGGAUGAAGACAUCAGUUAGUUUCCCUCGCGUCUGCUCAGACGGGCUGACGGCACCGGUGGUCACUGCGUCCUGCACCAGGACAGACGGAGGAGGGAACUCAGCUGACAGGGUCAGAAUGGUGCAGGAGGCAGUUCAUGGUGUGACGAUAGAGGAGUGUCACGCUGCUCUCCAGAACCACAACUGGAAUGUCCAGAAAGCUGUGCAUUACCUAAAGGUGGAGCAGUUGUUCUGUUUGGGUCUGAGGAGCAGGUCCGAGUGUCUAAAGCUGCUGGAGAUGUGUGACUGGAACCUGGAGGUGGCCAGCACUCAGAUGUUAGAUAACUAUGGAUCCACAACAAGGCAGAGACGGUGACAGAAAUGUGAAGCUGCUGAGCUCUGAUUGGAACUUCAUCCUCAGUAAAAUAUCAUCAGAGGAGAUGAAUCUGCUCCUGACCCUUUCUCGUCGAUGCUUCACUCACACUUCCAAUCACAAGACUGUAAUUUGAGUACGGAAGAACAAACACGUUUUCACUGAACUAGCACGAACUACCAAACUUCAUUGUUUCUCCAUUCAGACUCACUAUGGAAACAGGAAUUUAGCCUGAGGGCAAAAAAAAAAAAAGACUUUGGGUUGUACUUUGACUUUGGUCUGAAAGAUGUGUCAUUGUUUCACUUAUUAUGAAACUAUAGACUGCCAUCCACCAUCUUUUCAGAUUUGUUAAAAAGCAAAAAAAGACUCCACUUGUAUGUUCAGGACCACUGGGUCAGCCCAAACUACGUCACUCAAACAGAUCUGUCACAGAUUCUGGUGCUAGCAUACCGUCAGAUCCUCUUACUGGUAUCGUCACUGCCGCAGUUACACUGUCGACCAACAGCAGAGAGAUACUUUAAUCUUCUCUUUUGUUAAUGUCAUUAAACAGUCAGGAAGUGAACCUGAAGAGGCCAAAAUGAUUAGCACAAUAUACACAGCAGCACUUUCUGAGAAGGUAUUGUAGAGCUUGUACAGUCCGACUGACAAUUGGUAUCUCAUUUACUGAUCUGUCAGAACUGAACCUAACUUCUGUACAGUGUUUGUACAUUUAGGUCAUGAGAGGCUAACACCUUGUAUUGCAGCUGUAGGAUCUUGAAGAAAUUGUUUUCAUGAGCAGUUAAAAGGAAAUCAUAUUUUACCUCUGCAACACCCAUGCACAACAAAACACAAAGCUAAUAUUUAACUGGCUUUCCAGGCUGUAUUUCACAGGAAAUCAUUUUGCCUGUUGACUGUUAUUAAGAGGUGUGGGGAUGUGAUUGUGAAGAUUGUUUGCUGCUGAAAGUCUGUGGAGUCCAGGGAAAAUGUGCAUUUUAUAGUUUAAUGAGGGAAGUUAGUAUCAAUGCAGUGCUGCCUCCUCUGUGCUAAGGGUCAAAGGUUAAACCAGUCCGGUGUCGACCUGAAUCAACAGAAGAUCACAGAAGUGGUUUUUCGAAAGCUCACUCCUUUUUAAAACCUACAAAACUGUCUAAUGUAUAUUCAGAGGGUAUAAACAAUAUACUCUUUAUGGGGAAACAUUUAUGUAUUUGUGAACAAAAUCCUGGUAUAUUAUUUUAAUAUAUUAACACAGUGCUUAGGGACAAGAGAAGACUGCCCUCCUUCAAAUAAAUGUACUCUGUCCCCUUAAGUGAAAUACUGGGGCCAGUUUCACAAAGAUAGACUUUGACUAUAUAACUACUCAAAGUAAUAGUCAGACUUCGGAUAGAAUUCAUUUAAAUUCAUUUAUUGCACAAAGCUGUCUAGUUCUUGACUGUCUACAAUAGGAUUUGUUUGCCAUGAAUUCUGGGUAAAUUCUGGGUAAACAAGGCUUUUUUCAAACUGAAACACGAGCGACUGUGUCAAACUGCUAGGUUCCCUUCACUCCAACUUAAAAUGUUAGCUGUCUGGAAGAAUUCAACUGUUACACAAACAUUUCACUUGGAAAAUUCAGCAAAGAAUGUGACAAUACAAAAAACCUCCAGUAGAAUAAAAACUCAGCUCAGCCGAGGUUUCUUUGUAUCUUGAUGACACGACUCAGUCAGUCACACUGAGGGUACUUUCCUUGGGCAAAUUAAAACAACCAACGUUAUCACAGCACAAUGUGUUAACUGUGGUCUGCAAAAACUCACUCCACAACAUUGUUAACAAACUGCAAAUUGUGAGCCAUGUUUUCCCUGUCAGCAGUUGUCACUGAUUGACAUGGCUCUCCGUUCUGAGUUAGCUUGGAGGUUGGGCGGCAUAAAGUUUUUAGGCUUUAAAAAGUCAGUUUUAUUGCAGUUAAACAGUCUAAAAUGCACCAGACUAAUCUAAGAGCUAAAACAUUAGACCACGCUACAGUAUCUUUGUGCAACCGGCCCCUGAUCUAUGACUUUUGCCAUAUGUGGAUGAAGAAAAAAGAAAGGCCACCCAAUCAGUGAAAUCUUCCCUCACCCCAGAUACAGUCUCUCCUCAUUCUGUCCCUCUAAGCAUUUUGCCCACACAGACUCCUGUGCAUCAGCUGAAAACUCCUGCCAGCUUGGUAUUUUCUGCAUGCACCCAGACUACGUUGGCAGCUAAUAACAGCAACGUAUUGAAAUUUACCCCAAGGCACAGAUCCUGUCCCAUAAUCAUCACUUAAAACCACAACUGUGAUAUUUUGGUCAGCAGCUUUAGGGGCAAUAAUUUAGAAACUUCUAGGACGUGUCAGCUCUGGGUGAACUCACUGCUGGACGUGACAAUACAUUUUGUGACUGUAUUGUCACAGUAGAGCCCUGAGCAAUGAACGGUUUAAAACUCAGUCAACAUGGGAAACUUUUGGGCCUGUCCUGUUUUUUUUAUUUCAGAUACACUUAAUGUUUGAGGACUAUAAUGACAACGGGGGAAAUAAAAGGCAUUCCACAUGCUUCGACCUCUAACAUUCACUUUAAUGUGGUCAAAAAACACUCCUCAGUCGAUGACAGUCAACACAUAUGAUCCACACGAUGCUUCUCUCUAUAGCGGAAAAAAUAACUUUUUGCCAACUGGUACCCAUCUAUUUAAUUACAAUAUAAAUGUCCUUGUCCACAUGUGCGCCUUGGCUUUGCUCCAAACCAACCAACCCCUCCAUAUGUCCACAAACCCCCCCAGUAUGUGACACGUCUGACCACAAUCUGUUUAGGCAGAAACUUCAAAUGGCCUCUGAAAAAGCUAAUAUGGAGCCACAACAAACCUGCUAUCUGCCUAAGUAAAUUAAGAGGCUUUA